Amphibalanus amphitrite is the source of this 1723-nucleotide messenger RNA. RefSeq lists its product as uncharacterized. NCBI's taxonomy places the organism in Eukaryota, Metazoa, Arthropoda, Thecostraca, Balanomorpha, Balanidae. The transcript has 5 exons. Gene Ontology annotation, cellular component: membrane. Bases 232 to 1077 code for a protein of 281 amino acids. The record is from RefSeq and is a predicted model, not a curated record.
CUGACAAACUCCCGCUGACAAACACCUGACACACGAUCUGGCACCCUUGACAAACGAUCAUGAGGUCGCUCUAUGCCGGUGGCUCGGAGCUUGGUAGUUGGUCAGUCGGUAGCCUGAUAGAGGGGCUCAGACGCUGCAGUUCCGGUUUGGGUUAGUCAUAGUCCGGACUGAGAAGAAACUCUAGUGCUGCAGGUUUUCUGGCCACGUUUGUUUGCCGGAGAUAGCGACAGCAUGUCUCUGGCAACCUUCUACGGCCAGUACGGCCUGUCAGUGGGCACUCCGUCCGACUUCGGUACCAGCCAGUGGCAGGACCCUGCCGCCGUGUCCUGGUGGUAUGUGGCCUUCAGCUGCGUCAGCGCUCUGUACCUCAACGUCGAGAUCGGCGUCAAGCUGCUGAUUCCCGUGGAGUAUGGCGGCUGGUGGGACGGCGCCCACCACGCCUCCCAUUUCUUCAUCUACCUUACCAACUGGACGCAGCUGCUGGUGGCCGCCAAUAGUACGGCGGCGGCGACCCUGGCGCUGGAGCACGCGCUCAGGGUCGGCAGAGGUCGUCUACUAGACGGCACUAUACUACCGCUACGCUACCGCCUCAGCUGGCUCCUACACAACAUCAGCGCCGCGCUGAUCUUCACCGUCUCGAUAGCCUUCUGGCCCAGCGUGUUCUUUGCCGAGGAGAGCGGACCGAACUCUAUCAACUACUUUACCGUCUCCUCUCACGGCGGGAACGGGCUGUAUCUGCUGCUGCUGCUUGCCGUGCAUAGGGUACCCCGUCGACCUCUGCACGUCUGGCAGCCCGCUCUGGUCGCUGCCAUCUACCUCAUCUUCACCAUCACCUACACAGAGCUGGGAGGUCUGACCGAACGCGACAACACCGCCUUCUACCCGGUUCUCGACUGGCGUCGGCAGCCUGUCGCCACCGGUUUAUUCGCGUUCGAUCUGGUGAUCGCGGUUCCCGUGUCGUUUUUCAUGGUGGUCGGGCUGGCUGUGGUUCGUGAGGAGAUUUGGGAGAGGGUGGAUAGAGGCAGGAGGAGGAAAGAGGAAGAGGGAGAGGUUGUGAGGUAUGAGGUGUGUCCGUGAGAGGAGGGGAGGGGUGGGUUGGUGUCACGGUAGGCUAUGUGUAUUGUUUGACAGGGGAUACAGUUAUCCUAGGUGAUAGGAUCAUACAUACUUACUAUGGUGGGUGUUUUGCGAGUAUCAUUUUUCUGUACAUUUUAUUCUAGGGAUACCCACAAUCGCGCUUUCUUACAUAACUUCGUGACAGGUCUUUGCCUUUUGUCGCCAUUGGCAAGGGCUAUGUGGUGAUGUAGGUAAAGAUAAAUUCAUUUAAGGUGCGUGUCCUCGAAACUAAUUAUUUGGAGGAAAAUACAUACAUCAUUAGGUAUCCGCUGUCGAAUUCCGUUACAAAAUAUUUUCAAAAUGUGCAUGCUACUUUUCGUGUAAGAUUUACAAAGAAAAAAAGUAUGCCAAUUAUUGAAGGAUUUGAGCCCUAACUUCACUUUUGGGUACCAAUGACAAGGAGCAGGCGAAGAUAAAAAUAAGAACGCAACUUUUUUGGUGCUAAUUAAACAUACAGAGAAGUAAAAUAUGUGCCUUCUGUGUAUUCACGUCAAUAUGCAUUGUUGUAAGUAAACGUGUGAAUACGGGAUCAGUGUUUUUCUGUGAUAAGUGUCUGGCAUAUCCAGACUGAAGACGGUGCCUAAUACAUUUACCCGGUUUCCCAAAA